AUGGGGGAACGUUUCUUCCCGUACAUCUUAAACCUCUGCUCAAGCCGUGCAACUGCUGGUGUUAAGACCAUUACUGCAAUGCACUUCAGCCAGCCAGGUUAUGGGCUGGACAGCAUUCAUGAAUCUUCUGACCCAGUGGAAGCUGUAAGGAAGUCUGAAGCAAUAUUUAUUGGAGGUGGGAACACAUUCCGUCUCCUGAAAGCACUCUAUGACAACAGUCUGAUACAGGAGAUCAGGAAAAGAGUUCUUGAGGAUGGGAUUCCUUACCUGGGAUCCAGCGCAGGAACUAACGUUGCCACCAUCAGCAUCAAUACUACCAAUGACAUGCCAAUUGUUUACCCACCUUCCCUACAGGCCCUAGGUUUAGUUCCUUUUAAUAUUAAUCCCCACUACCUGGACCCAGAUGUUAAAAGCACUCACAUGGGUGAGACAAGAGAGGAAAGAAUUCGUCAAUAUCAUGAAGAACCAAACACCCCUCCAGUUCUGGGCUUGCGGGAAGGUGCAAUGCUGCUAGUGGAAGGAGACAAAGCCACCUUGCAAGGAGUGACAGGAGCACGUCUGUUUUUGAGGGGUAAGAAACCAACUGAACACGAGCCCGGAACAGAUUUCAGUUUCCUCUUGAUUGACAGUAAUCUCCAGAAUCUGUAGCCUUGCGUAUUCUGCAGCAAAAGUUACUAUAUGGGAGAUAAUGAGGAGGAAGAAACAAGAUGCUUCUAGUCCCAGGGUGGGUGGAGAACUUUAUAAAUGUAGAUAAAUAUGUAUU
Molecule: messenger RNA, 763 nt
Organism: Tauraco erythrolophus (red-crested turaco)
Lineage: Eukaryota; Metazoa; Chordata; Aves; Musophagiformes; Musophagidae
Source: RefSeq, a predicted model, not a curated record